Onychostoma macrolepis is the source of this 3190-nucleotide messenger RNA. It is a transcript of the gene fam117aa, whose product is annotated as family with sequence similarity 117 member Aa. The transcript has 8 exons. The coding region runs from base 398 to 1546 and encodes 382 amino acids. The record is from RefSeq and is a predicted model, not a curated record. NCBI's taxonomy places the organism in Eukaryota, Metazoa, Chordata, Actinopteri, Cypriniformes, Cyprinidae.
GGCUGCUGUUGUCAGAUUGUGGACUGAAGAAUUGGCAGCAGCCCAUACAAUGUAGUUCUGCUCCUCAACUAUAAGUUUACUAGGCCAAGUGGAAUAAACCGUUUAGGACGGUGCAUAAAAGUUUCUAUGCUUUUUCACACAGAAAAAAAAAAAGAAAAGAAAAAAGAACGUAUUUUGUUAAAGUAAUUAGUUAGGGAAAACUUCACUAUCAUCACAAAAGAAAGUAGCUGACUAGCUAGCGAGUGUGCUAAAUCAAAAUAUUUGCAUACAAACUUUAUUUUUUGACGGCUAAGCUGGACGAAAACCUUUGCUGGAGUAUCAGCUGUAGGUAAACGCUGGAGUUUGCGAGAUUGGUGAACUUUUAAAAGACUUUUGAAAGCACAAAGCGACUGUGGGAAUGUCGUGUCGGAGUGGAGUGGCCCGGGUGGGUAAUCAAGGACUGCAGCCCCUCCGAGCCACGGUCCCGUUUCAGCUCCAGAACCGAACAGCACCGCGCUGCAAAGACACCAAAGCAGCAGAGUACAAGACGAAGGGUCGCCCGCCGAAGCCUACCUUGCGACGGACGUUGUCUCUGGACACUUUGGUGGGACCGUACCUUCAGGGCAACUGGCCUAGAGAACCAGAGUGUCAGCCGGUUACCUGUGUCAAUGACAAGGCCACACAGACUCCCAGUUCCUGGAUAGAGGAGACGCGGGGGCGGAGAGGGAGUGGUGGUCAUAAGCGCUCGGCAUCAUGGGGUAGCGCUGAACACCUCAGAGAGGUUGCUAAGCUUCGGCAAUCCUUACAGAAACGCUCCAGACAUGCACCUCCUGCCAUGGACUGUGACCACACACACCAACACGUUCACAACAGCCAAACACACACGCCUGGAAGUACACAGACGAUGCCUCUUAUUCCACUGAGCCGACUGGCCCCCAGACUCAGACGCAGUGUUGAAGGACUAAAUCUGGAGCUGGAGGGAGUCUUUGUGUCUGAAACAGCAAAAGAACAGCACAAAAUUCUCGAGGUACCAGAUGGUCACAGAGCCCCCGUCCCAGCUCAGAGGUACAGCAGCGCUUCACAGAGCGACCCUUCUCCUGCCCAGCUGUCCCCCUCAUACUCUCCCUGCACCAUCACAGACACCGAUAUGGUUGUGUGUGGGCCGCUCUGUCCGCCUUCCUCCCCUCCUCUAUGUAUUUCUGAGCCACCAUCUUCUUCUCCUCGUCCCAACAAGACAUAUGUCUUUCAGAGAGAACCUCCAGAGGGCUGUGAGAGAGUACGUGUGUCUGAGGAGGCCAUCCUUCCUUGUCAUGGAAAUGCUCCUCUUCAGCCUUCCUGUCCUGACCCCAACAAGGUGAAUUUUACACCUCACGGUGGCUCCGCCUUCUGUCCCGUCAGUCUCCUCAAGCCCCUCCUCCCUUCUAUGGACCUGUUAUUUCGUGGCCUGUCUGUUUCACCCGUCACUGGCUGUUCGGCUCAGAGCGCUGCCCCCUGCCAGCCGCCGGGACAUGCUGUGGGUGGUUAUUUGAGCGGCACCCUCCCAGACCCUACCACCACCUCUCUGUGAAUGGAGGACAUUCAUGGCGAGAAAAGAAAAACUAAAGAUGGCUGUGCCUUUGUCCCAUCUCAUCAGCAACUUUGACAUCAAAGCGUCUCAAAGAGAAGAAACUGCUCAUGCCAUCCACUCAAUAACUGAUUUGUUUUGAUCGGCACAGAGAGGGGAAAAAAUCAUGAUGGAAGAACAAAACGGAGAACUUUUCUUCAUCUAAAACUACGGUGGACUCUCUCCGAUGUGAUUUGUUGGCGACUUUUUGACCUCAGGACACUCCACUUGGCACUUCAUUUCGUUUCACAUUAUAGCAUUUACCUAUUGCUAUAUUUUCCAUAAUUUCUAUAAAAUAAUACUGAUGCCUAUUCAUCAUCUGUGUGUGAAUAUAUUUUUAGCUCUGUCAGAAGAGUCAUUCUGAACAGAUUUUAGUCUAUCAGACAGACUAUAAAACACAUGCGUUUUAAGCCUGAUCCACUCCGUGAUGAUUUUACAGAGACUGUGGUUGAGAAACGUGUUUCUUAAUUCAGUAUUUACGCAGACACAGGUCUUUACUGCAUGCUGGACUUUUUUGCCAACAUGAAAGAGGCAGUAAUAGACCAGAGAGUCUCUUAUCAGCUGGUGUUUUUGAAGGCUGGGACUGUUUUGAAUACUCUCAGCAUGUCUGUUUAGUACUUUAAAAUAUAUACAUUUAGACAUUAUUAAGUACAGCUCUGAACUGUUGGUGUUUAAUGAAUGCCACCAAAUGUUCCGUGAAUAGCUAUUAUCCAUAAUCUUACAAAGUUUGUCAAAAAUGUCCCAUCAUAUUUCACUGCCAAUCAAAAGAAAAAGUAAAAAAAAAAAAAAAAAAAAUUUGUUUAAUUGUCAUAAUUGUAGGACAAGUAAGGGGCAUAUUUUGUAACUUUAUUAAAGUUAAAUAAAUAUUUGUAUAUGUAUGUAUAAAAUAGGUACUAUGAUAGAUUAUUUUAUCUUUUGAGAUUGGAUUGAAAUAUGAUGGGGAUAUUUUCUUAAUAGAUUCUGUGAGAUUCACCGACCCAGAGAAACUGUGUUUACAGUUAUAUUGUAAUGAGUGAAAGGCAGAGGCUAUUAUUACUUGUUUAUUCCGAGGUCUUCAUGCAUUGUGGGCUGCUAACACUUAAAUUUGGUGUAAGACAAGAAUACCGACGGGACCCCAUUAAGGGUUUAUUUUGCUACGCACUUGAUAAGUGUGCUGUAUAUUUUACUGAAUUUCACUUCAGACUUGACUACUAAUCUUACCCACAGUGGUCAUAUUGUUCAGUUCCUUUGAGCACAGGCUGGUUCUACAAACACUUCACAUAAGACACAAGCAAGUUUGCUGCAUUCAGGUACAGUGUGUGCAUAUCAUAAAGAAGAAUGAUACUUCCAGCAAAUUGUUGUUUGCUGACAUUUAAAGCACUGUUAUUGUCCCAUAUAUUUGCAUGGAUUGUGUCUCAGUCUUGGCAUCAUCCAUAGUUUUUUACGUUCUCACUUGUUACCUUGUUCUGUAAGGGUGCUGUUUUGUUGACAUUGUUCUCAGAUUGUUUGUCUUGAGUACAGUUAUUGUACACCAAACCUGUUUUGUCUUCUAUAUUGUAAAUUUAUGUUACUCAAGAGUUUUGGCUGCCAUAAAUGAGAAGCACAGAUAAAUAAGAGUGUGUUUGUUGU